Messenger RNA from Hydra vulgaris (swiftwater hydra), 802 nucleotides. RefSeq lists its product as uncharacterized. The record is from RefSeq and is a predicted model, not a curated record. Lineage: Eukaryota; Metazoa; Cnidaria; Hydrozoa; Anthoathecata; Hydridae.
AAAUGAAAACGCAAAUUAUUAUACCUGGAAAUACUAUAGUAAAAACAAUUUUGAAACAAUUGUUUUAAUCAGAAAACUUAAAAGCCAUUUUCUGAGAAAACCAGGCAAUGCUCAAAAGUGUAUGAGUAAGGAAAACAUAAAGAUGGAAAUAUUUAAAAAAUGAAUUGAAAUGGCCUUCUUUGAAGCAUUUAAAGUUGAUUUAGAAAAUAUCACAAAAAAGUAUGAAAAUGUUUCAUCUAUUGGUGAAUCUUUUAAUGUAAGUGACUUAAGUGAUCCAGAGAACGAAUAUAUUUCUAACAACAGCCAGUAUGUAGAAGAAACAGAGAGUGAUGAGGAUAGUAUUGAUGAAAGUUCAAGUAGCAAUGAUAGUUUAAUGGAUUCUGAACUGUCAAAGAAUACGCAUUUCGAUAACCUUGUGGUUACCUAUGAAGAUAAAGAAUUAUCAGAAGAAGAAGAAGAAGAAGAAGAAGAUGAGACACUCCUAGAUCAAAUAUUUGAUGGUAGUUAUGAAUCCAUACACAAUGCUAGAUUGUUUGUUCAAUUUGGCGAGGCAGUUUACAGGGUAACUAAUCCACAUUUACUCAAAAACCCUGCAAACUCGUACCAAUCUGAUACAUUGCCACACGCCAACUCGACUAUAAUUUCAGAAAAAGAAAUAUGAUAAAGAUAUUUAAAUUGUUAAAUUAUUUAUCAUUAUUUUUAUUUUAUACAUAUAGUUUUACUGUUUUGUUUUAAUAAAGGUUUAUAAAUAUAUUUAUUUAAUUAUUGUAUUUAAUAUACACUACAGUCUUAACUAUUCAAA